UCUUCACCUUAACCGCUUCACAUCUUAUCCUCCAUCUCCUUAAAUUCUCUCUCCUCACUUUUGUUCUUGUUUCCCAUCUCUAUAAAAAAAAAAGUGAGAAUCCCCAACUCAAUAAUUUCCUUACUUUCAAGCAAGAAAAUCCUAACCCAAGUUUCUUUUGUCUUAGUUCCACUUCUUUCUUUUUCCCUUUCUUAAUUUCAAGCAAGAGAAUUCCCCUAUAUCCUAAUCCAAGUCUCUCACCCAGAAAGAGAGAAAAUGUCAGGUGGGGUUGGGCCAACUUGCAAUGAUAUUAGCCUCCCAAAAGAGCAAGAAUAUGAAAAUAAACAAAGCAAUGACCAAAAUUCCUUGAAGACCACCACCACCACCACCAACUACCCUUCACUCAAAGCUGGGUUCCUCUCUCUCCGUCAGCUCAAUGCUCUUGCUGUCAUUAUUAUCUUCUCAGCCAGUGGCAUGGUAAGCCCUGAAGACUUUGCUUUUGUCAUCUUUUCUUUCUUCUACAUGUACUUCAUUUCAAAGGUUGCAUUCCCACCCCUCCACCCUUCAAAGGAACCAAGUGUUUUUAGCCCUCAAAACAAGAUUCUUCGAAUCUAUGUUUUUAUUGGUGCAAUCGUUGGUCUUUUCCUCCCCAUAGCAUAUAUACUUCAUGGCAUCUUUGAAGGUGAUCAACAAGGAAUCAAGGCAGCAGCACCACACGUUUUUCUUCUAUCAAGCCAAAUUUUCAUGGAAGGAGUGACAUUCUCGGGCAGGUUUUCAUUGCCCGUACGUGCUUUUGUGCCGGUGUGCUAUAAUGCAAAGAGGUUAUUUACCAUUGAUGACUGGCUGAGGAGUGAGUUCUCAAAGGUUGAUGAAGAGUUUGGUGGGUCUAAAGGGAGAUUGUAUGUUGGGAGAGGGCUUGCCAUUGCUAAUAUGGCGUUUUGGUCCUUCAAUAUUUUUGGGUUCUUGUUGCCUGUCUAUCUUCCUAAAGCUUUAAAGAGAUAUUACUCUGCUUAUAAGGUGAAAGACUGAAAAUGAUUGGAGCUCUUUUCUUUUUUUAAUGGUUAGUGCUAUGUGAUGUAAGUUUGUUUCUGUGACUUACUAAGAGUUCAACGAGUGAUUUGUCGGUGUGCUCCAUAAAUUUAUGUAGUUUUAUUCUAGAAAUAUAAAGUUCUGGUUCUACA
Molecule: messenger RNA, 1160 nt
Organism: Quercus robur (English oak)
Lineage: Eukaryota; Viridiplantae; Streptophyta; Magnoliopsida; Fagales; Fagaceae
Exons: 1
Coding region: 256-1008 (250 amino acids)
Source: RefSeq, a predicted model, not a curated record